Nycticebus coucang (slow loris) is the source of this 4830-nucleotide messenger RNA. It is a transcript of the gene CABP1, whose product is annotated as calcium binding protein 1. The transcript has 7 exons. Lineage: Eukaryota; Metazoa; Chordata; Mammalia; Primates; Lorisidae. The record is from RefSeq and is a predicted model, not a curated record. Gene Ontology annotation, molecular function: calcium ion binding. The coding region runs from base 3721 to 4404 and encodes 227 amino acids.
UCGUGGUGUUGGUAUCCCCAAACAUACUUGCCUGUGCUGUGUGUACCACGCUGGUUUGGUAGGAAGUCACGUAAGUGUGUUCCCUAUUUGUCAGACGCAUCUAAGCACCUGUUAUGUUACAACCUAGCUUUCCCCAAUGUCUUAACACUGGGCUGUCAUGUAAGUUCAAAAGCUGGUAGUAAAAUUGGCCUGGGCCAAAGGCCAGCUUCCCUCCUAAUCAGGAAUAAUCAGCAAUGAGUUUAUCCUUCUCAUCCCUCUGAUCCUGUUAUUCCAUUCCAGAAUGUCACAGCAACUGCAAACUCUUGGGCUUAAGGGAUUCUCUUGCCUCAACCUCCCAAGUAGCUGGGACUACAGGCACCUGCCACAACACCAGCUAUUUUUUGUUGUUGCAGUUGUCAUUGUUGUUUUAGCUGGCCCAGGCUGGGUUCGAACCCGCCAGCCUCGGUGUAUGUGGCCAGUGCCCCACCCACUGAGUUAUGGGCGCUGCCCAUUAAGCUCUUUCUAAUUUCUUACUGAAGGUCAAGCUAUUUGUCCCACCUGCCCACCUGCCCAGCUCAAGUUAGCUUAGGUAAGCACCAGAUCUGAACCCUUGCUGCCCUUAAGUCUCAAGCUAGUGUCAGCCCCUACCCCUACCCGCAAAGCAGGAUGGGAUUUCUUCAAAGGGUGUGACUUUUCCAUAGGGGCCUGGUUUUGCUGUCUCUUAUCUCUUGUUUGCAAGGACAGAGGCAUAUCCCAAGGUCGACAAGUGGGUGCUAUGCCCAGGGAUAGCCUGCAGGGGGCAGGAGUUACCAGGUCUGACUGAGUGGCUACCCUGCGGAAUGAAUGGACCCCACACCUGGCCCUUUAAGACCAAUGCUGGGCAGGGAAAGGGGGAGCUUUCCAGGUGCCUUUGCAUGAUUAUCUCAUUAACUUUUCACAACAGCCCUCUGGAAGGUGCUACUGGAGUUCUCAUUUUAUAAAUGGAGAAAUUGAAGCUCAGAAAGAUUAACAUGUCCACAAGGUCACAUCGUUACUAAACUGUAGGGCAAGAUUUGAACCUAAGUUAGUCGGACUCUACAUUCCACAUUCUUAACCUCUAUAUCAGUUCUAAAUCAGUGGUUCUUGACACUGGGUGCAGGUAAGAAUUACCUGGAAAGUACUAAACAACACUGAUGUCUGAAGCCCACUUAAACCUAUUAAAUCAGAAUUUCUGGGGAAGCUCUCCAGUGCUUCCAGUCUACAACUAGCAUUGGAAUCUCCACUUUACAUUCUGCUGCCUCUGUAUGUAUUUACCCAUUAAUUACUAUAAACUGGGUUUGUACCUGGAGCCCAACUCAGGUUCCCCUCUGGGGUCCUUAGUGAGCAUCAUCUCUUCAAAAGAAUCUCCAGAUGGUCUAUUUUUUAGGUUUUGCCUGCAACUGUUCCCUCAUCUCCAGACUAAAUCACAUUCUCAAAGUUUUUAUGUUUCUCUUUCAUAGCAUUUAUCUGAAAUAUAAUUAAAUAAUUAUGUUCAUAACUCUCUGGUUCAGCUGCUAGAACUAAGCUGUCCUAAAGCAGAGAUCCAUGUUUAACCCAUUUCCUGCAUCAUUCCCACAGCCAGUCACAGUGCCUGGCAUUUAUACAUUGGACAAAUGUAUUCUUUUUUCCAUUUUAUUUUACUUACUUUUAUUUUUAUUUUUUUUGAGACAGAGUCUCACUUUGUCACCCAGGGUAGAGAGCCGUGGUGUCAUAGCUCACAGCAAUCUCAACCUCCUGGGCUCAAGCAAUCCUCUUGCUUCAGCUUCCCAAGUAGCUAGGACUACAGGCGCCAGCCACAAUGCCUGGCUAUUUUUUCGAGACAGGGUCUCACGCCUGCCCAGGCUGGUCUCUAACUGGAGAGCUCAAGCAAUUUACUCACCUUGCCCUCCCAGAUCUUCUUUCCAUUUUAAUAAUUACUCAUCCAGUAUCCAUUAUGUGCUUCAUGCUUUUCCACAUGUGCUUUUAAAAGGCAGGGGAAGCCCUGUUUUCCAGUGGAGGAAACCAAAAAUCAGGAAUGGGAGGUGGUCACUCAGUCAGAAACCGGCAGAGCCAGGAUUGCAACCCCAAGCUCCUCACUCUAUCCUGGGCUCCCCUCCUGCUCCAUCCUCCCCCUCCAGAGGUUUGGCCCGAAUGAGGCAGCUCAGAAACUCCUCCAGCUUCCUGUGUCCCUACCUGCCUUCCCUAAUGGGAGUUCCAACAAACCACCCAAAACUGGACAAAAGUCCUUGGGAAGGGAGGCUCUCCAGGCUGAAAAUUCUUCCGGCGGGGCACGUAAGAGCUGGCUGCACCAGCGCCGGGGAGGGGUUCUGCUUCCUAGUCCGUCUCUGGCGCCCCCUGCUGGGGAAAUCUGGGUGCAGGGAGACUGGGACAUGUCCUCUUUCGGGGUAUCUGGCUCCGGCUGCAAGUGUCAAAUGGGAUAUCUGAGGCUUAAGAUGAUUCCCCAUCAAAGCCGGAUUCUGGAGGGACCAGGAAGAGCAAGUCAUCUAAAAAGUUCCAGCUGUGGGACCUUGAAAACUGCUUUCUAUAGCCGGGCGUUGUGGCGGGCGCCUGUAGUCCCAGCUACUUGGGAGGCUGAGGCAAGAGGAUCGCUUGAGUCCAAGAGCUUGAGGUUGCUGUGAGCUAGGACAGCAUGGCACUCUACCGAGGGUGAGACUCUGUCUCAAAAAAGAAAAAAAAAGACUGCUUUGUAAUGGGCUCUGUGUUUCUGCUCGGCACCCCAAGGAGCUGGUGAAAGGUCCUCAUUCCCAGUGAGGCUGAGGAAGAAGAGAAGGUUCGGAGACCUCACUCCCUCUGCGCCUGCGCUGCCUCUGUCCUGUCCUCCCCCAGGGCCAUCUCUGGGUUUCCCUUGGGUCAGAGAGAUCGCACACUGCGAAAGGAGCAGAAGGGUCUGAUCUGGGCUGUUGGCUCAGCAGCACUGCCGGUCCAGAGCCUCAUCCCAUUUCAGUGAGGAGGCAAGUGUGAAAACUGGAGCGUGAUGGAGAUGUCACAAGACCUCCCAGGCCCUCAGCUGGAGCCGCAGCUCUCCAUCUAGCUGGAAUUGCCAGGGGGCGAUGAGGAUGUGUGCGUGUCCAGCUCACUGCUCUUUGAAAGGGGCAUCCAUCUUUCUGCGUGCUUGUGUGUACGUGUGUGUGAAUGUGUGUGCCCAUACAAGGCUGGGAGCUGUGAGACAGCCUGGUUUGGGGCCCCAAACUAGCCAGUUUCCCCUUCUAGGUCUGUUGGCCUAAUUCCCAGCUGCCACUGCCAUUCUGCGCCCCCCUCCCUGAGGCGAUCUCCCUGCAGAUUUGGCAGCCAGGAAGGAGGGGCCGAGGGAGGCAGAGAGAACUGGAGUGAGAGAAAGGACUCAGUUCUAAUCUGAUGUGGAUGAUCCAGCAGCCUUCUUCAGCUCUGCUGCCCUUUGCUACUGGCUCUCCCGCUGAUUUUCUCUGUGCCCGGCACUCUCUCCUCUAUCUUCAUCUCCUUAAGAAAGUGCCUAGAAAGUUAAACACCCCCCCCCCCACACACACACACACAAUCCACCAAAAAAAAAAAAAAAUCAGAGAACAGGAGCAGGCAGACAAGUAAGAGAGCACGCGCAGGAGAGAGGGCUCACAUUGGUCGUGGAGGAGCGGCACAAGCAGAGGGAGGCUGGGGUUGGCAGCGACGGAUGGGGACGAAGGUCCCUUAGCCCCCAAGGAGCCUCCUUCAUGGACCCAGGGAUCUCAAGAGGGCCUGCUUCUACAUAGGAUGGGCAACUGUGUCAAGUCUCCACUGAGAAAUCUCUCAAGGAAGAUGUGCCAGGAGGAGCAGACCAGCUACAUGGUGGUGCAGACGAGUGAGGAGGGGCUGGCGGCUGGCGCCGAGCUCCCUGGACCACUCCUGAUGCUGGCUCAGAACUGCGCUGUCAUGCACAACCUGCUGGGCCCUGCCUGCAUCUUCCUGCGCAAGGGCUUCGCUGAGAACAGGCAGCCUGACAGAUCACUGCGACCAGAGGAGAUUGAAGAGCUCCGAGAGGCCUUCAGGGAAUUUGACAAGGACAAGGACGGCUACAUCAACUGCCGGGACCUGGGCAACUGCAUGCGCACCAUGGGCUACAUGCCUACCGAGAUGGAACUCAUCGAACUGUCCCAGCAGAUCAACAUGAACUUGGGUGGCCAUGUGGAUUUUGAUGACUUUGUGGAGUUAAUGGGGCCUAAACUCCUGGCAGAGACAGCAGAUAUGAUCGGAGUAAAGGAACUGCGAGAUGCUUUCCGAGAGUUUGACACCAAUGGUGAUGGAGAAAUAAGCACCAGUGAGCUGCGAGAGGCCAUGAGGAAGCUCCUGGGUCACCAGGUGGGACACCGAGACAUAGAGGAAAUUAUCCGAGAUGUGGACCUCAAUGGUGAUGGGCGAGUGGACUUCGAAGAGUUUGUCCGGAUGAUGUCUCGCUGAGGCUGCGAGGGCCCCUCCAGGACUGCCAAGCUCCCACAGGCGGGAAGAAGAGGAGCCAGGACUAGCCUCACCCGCUGCAGCUGCCGAGAGCCCAGGAUAUACUGGAGGAUGGGGCCUGCCUGCACCCCGGGGAGGUGCCCACCCUGGACCCCCUCCCCUCUGCACUGUGAAAGACUAAUUCCUGCAACUGGAAAGGGGGUGCCCACUGAUGAGGAGGCCACAGUGCCAAGCCGGCAGAGGUCAUUCCAGGCGCCAAGUGCCAUGUAUCCAGCUGCUGCUGGCUGGGUGGGCCAGGGAGCCCGCCAACAGACCCCACACAGCAUGUCUGCCCCAGCGAAAAGCCUGUCGCUGCCCUCCUUAGCUCUGUGCCCGUCCCAGCUCGCCUCAGCCCUGAUAUCUCAGAACCAAUAAAAAUAUUUCCAAGAG